AUCACAAUUUUCCUUCAAAUUCUUCAUUUUCGAACCACGUUUCUGCCAUUUUGGCGUCGAUUCCUGUAUUUUCGAUUAAAUAUCGGAAAAAUUUUUUUUGUCUUUUUUGUAUUUUUGUGUUACAAAUUCGUGGCAGAAGCUUCUUUUUCUUAAUUGACGUUAAGAAAUCCCCAUUUUAUCGUGAAAAAUGCCAAAUAAAUCAACAAAACGUGAUCCCACUUGGACUCCAUCGUGCUUGAAAGAUGCAGAUUCCACUUUUGACGAUUCAUUUUGCUCAGACGAUUACUUUUCGGAGAUCGAUGUUAGCGAAUAUGAGUCUGAAUCGGCGGAAUCGAAUUUGGAGCAUGAAUUUCCGGAGUACGAGUUGGUUUUGGAUCAUCAGAACUCAAUUUUCACCACAAAUGCGUUCGAGGAUGCUUUUGGUAUCUUUGGAAAACAUCUUGCUUACUUCAAAACGGUUUUAGAAAAACCUGCAGAAGAAAAAAUUGAACAAAAAGACGAUGAAAUGCCAAUUUUGAACCAACCUUAUCACUUUUACGUGAAUGUCGUUAUCGAAGAAAGUCCUAAAAAGUCUUGUUUGGUGCUGGAAGAGAUCGAACCUGAGUACGGUCCAUCAGAAACAGGCGAAAUUGUGACUCCCACAGAUGACGACGUGCCUCCGUUGGCAGCUUCAACCCCAAUUGUUGGCUCAAAUCGUGUUUUAUCGACGGAGCAAAGUACAAUGAUGGCAUCAACUCCCACAAAAAAUGGAUUUUUAUCGAAUAUGGGAUUGAUGUUUAACCCAGCAACUGCUCCUCCUGCCCUCAUAAGUCCUUUUAAAUCGCCACUGCCCAAAAAACCGCUGUCUGCAACUUCAACUCCGACACAAAGUUCGAAGAAAAAGAAUUUUUCAAAGCAUAACAAGUCAAUUUUGGACUAUUUCAAGUCCGUAAAUGAGAAUGACGACGAUAAAAAUGCAGAAAAUCACAACAGCAGCAAUGAAGAAGUCGGUGUCGUUUCAACUCUCAAGCGGAAGAGGACCAACGAAAUGGACGAAGAAGGGCAAAAAGAGCAAGAAAAUAUCAAUCCGGCGAAGAAAGUUCUGAUGAUCAAUUGAAAUUUAUCAUUUUUCGCAUUUUAAGCAAGCAGUGCUUUGGACAAUGUCGCGUACUAAAUUUAAUUUUGUGUGAUUUUGACAUAAAAUUUUGAAAAAUUUCAAAGCAAAGUCUUUGAAAGCUUAUUUUUUGAUUAAAAUAAUUAAAUUUUAA
This is a messenger RNA of Culicoides brevitarsis, 1247 nucleotides long. RefSeq lists its product as uncharacterized. Bases 188 to 1096 code for a protein of 302 amino acids. NCBI's taxonomy places the organism in Eukaryota, Metazoa, Arthropoda, Insecta, Diptera, Ceratopogonidae. The transcript is spliced from 2 exons. The record is from RefSeq and is a predicted model, not a curated record.